AUGGCUGCUUCAGGAAUCGCCGUUGGCAUUAACAAGGGUCAUAUCACUACUCGUCGUGAACUCAAGGCCAAGCCUUCCAACAAGAUUGGUGCCGCUUCCAAGCGUACUGUCUUUGUUAAGAGCGUCAUCCGUGAAGUUUCCGGUUAUGCUCCUUAUGAACGUCGUCUUAUGGAAUUGAUCAAGAACUCCAAGGAUAAGCGUGCUAGAAAGCUCUGCAAGAAGAAGCUCGGUUCUUUCCUCCGUGCUAAGAAGAAGAUCGAAGAACUUCAAGGUGUUAUUGCCGCUUCUCGUCGUCAUUAG
Molecule: messenger RNA, 300 nt
Organism: Mycotypha africana
Lineage: Eukaryota; Fungi; Mucoromycota; Mucoromycetes; Mucorales; Mycotyphaceae
Product: 50S ribosomal protein L36e
Exons: 3
Coding region: 1-300 (99 amino acids)
Biological process (GO): cytoplasmic translation
Cellular component (GO): ribosome; cytosolic large ribosomal subunit
Molecular function (GO): structural constituent of ribosome
Source: RefSeq, a predicted model, not a curated record